UAUCGAUUGCGUGGCGGACUGAAAACACUUUAGCGAAAGUGUAGCGAUUUUAAGGAAACCAGGCUUCACCGAAAGCUGUCGGCAAUAGUGUGUAGCGAUUGUAUGGAAACUUUACUUAAUUAUGAUGUGUAUUAGCACAUGUGACACCGAAGCAGUAUCAGUGCAUUUCAUCGUGUAGAAUCGGGUGUCAGUUGGUUUUCUAGUUGUUAAUGUGACAGACAGGCAUUGUGUUUUGAUAAAUAAAUCUCAUCUUAAAAGUAUUGAAUUGAUGGAAUAACCACAUUUUGAUUUUUUUUUAAUUGGUUAGCCAUCAUUUGUCAACUGUGGAAGUCCAUAUAGUUCACAAGAUGGGGAUUAUCGGUCAAUAAUUUCAACGCAAGAGCAAGUUUGGACAAAUAGUGUUGCUGAACAGACUAAUAAUAGUUGGCGACUGCGUUGACUAGUUCAGAACAUCAAGGCAGUGUUUCUUUAUCUUGGUCGUGUUGGUCGUUGACGGUCUGAGCAUGGUGCAAUCUUUAAUCAGUAGAAUAUACUGUAGUUGCUGAAACCCAUGCUGAGGACCCGUUGCUCAUUACAAACCAGUUGUUGCUGGUUGAUCGAGGUCGGUGUAAAUGAAAUUGUAGAUUUACAGUGCCGCCGUACAUUGCUGAGCAUCGCUGACUACAAUCAUUGAUCUUCUUUGUCGUCGGUGAAAGUAAUGGAAUUGAGAAAAAGUGGUCCGGCCAUAGCCGGUGCGGUCGGUCCUGUGGUUAUCCGUCCUUGAAAGUAUGGCAAGUAAUGGGCUAACCGGAUUAGGUCAUUAGGUACAGACCAAUCAGAAGCAAAUGCUCAUUUUUUGAAGUAUUGUAUUAGUACUGUAAAGCUUCAUACACAGUUUACAUACUACAGAAUUUAUCAGCACUAUCAAAUAAAUGGUUUUCAAUCCAUUGAAAGAAAGUCAUGUUUUGCAAUAUAUUGUUUGUGGUAGACACUGGGAAAAAACCAACUAUUGAAUGUGUAUUUAUUUGUCUUCUGGUACAAAACUGAUGGAAGAGCAGCCAUGAUGAAGCAGUAAAAAUGUAUAUAAACAUUUUUAUUUUACAAGAAUAUAUACUGCACAUUUGCUAAUACCACUAUCCCACAUCAGAAAUGGAGAAUUACAACAAUACCGUGACGACGCCGUUGCCAGAUCCUCUGGUAAUCGACGAUGUUAGUGCCGUGAUUCAGCCUAUUUUUGGGAGCAUCGCAUUUGUUGGCAAUACCUUUACAUUAAUUGUUGCAUUAGCUACGAAGCAAAUACGUAAGAAGCGAAGUAGUUUCCUAAUAAUGGAUCUCGCCGUAAAAGAUGCUAUGAUAGGGGCGUUGUACGUGUUUUAUGGAAUUUGCCUAAGUCAUGAUGUUGUUCUAGGAAAUUUGGAGUUUGUGUACAUUAUUGAAUGUGUGUUGGUGUCCACAUCAGCGCUCGUGAUCAUUUUGAUUGCUAUGGAACGCUAUUUUGCGAUUAUUGCACCCUUUAAGCAUCUUCGGUACGUUACAAAGAGAGCACUGUUCAUCGCAAUAUUUUUAGACUGGUUUAUAAGUACGAGUGUAGUCAUCACACUCAAAUUUACUUUUAAUUUAGAUGUUUUUAUUAAAGUAAAUCUGAUUUCCGUAUGUAUGUUAUUAAGCGUUUCCGUUACAACCGCUUUUAUAUAUCUUGUGAUACUUCUAGCAGUGAGAAGAGAUUCUUUACAGCUUAAACAGUCACGAAAUGUGUCCGAGCGAUAUAUAAGAAAACAAAAUGUUAAUAUAAUAUUCACAUUCUCGUUGGUUGCUGGAAUACUCUUCCUAUGCUAUAUGCCAUAUGCGCUCGCGUAUAUUAUAGUUCAUACUAAAGCGCUUUCAACAACGGAUUCAAAACCAUUAGGCAUGGUUCAAUUUAAGGAUGUGUUAGUCUUCAGACUGUUUAUACCAUUGAAUUCGGCAGUUAAUGUAUUUAUCUAUUGGUUGAGGAUUCCAGAAUUACGGAUGGCUUACAAAAAUGUACUGUGGCUGUGGCGCAUUAAGUCUACUAAGAAUUCUUACACGUCUGUGAAAAUAGGCUUACCAAACCGUAAUUAAGGAAUAAAGUUAAUUAGCCAUCAGCCACCACACUCCCCUAUAUUUGCAGGAAUCAUCAGUGCUAAUUAAUGAAAAAUUACUUUAUUGAAGUCCACCGAAUUCUUUCCAUUUCCCCUUUUUUCAUUCUUAUUUUUCUUUGUCUUUUCCUCCCUUACUUUCUUUUUGAAUAAAUGCGAAAGCCUCCUUACUUUCUUCCCUUCACAUUUAAGCAAUUUUAACAAAAUGUCGAUUCGUUACAUUAUUAUUAAGUACAGUAAUAUUAAUAAAUUUGAAUAGGCCUAUUUUUACGAGGUUUUUUCAUAGUAGGCAACAUAAAAUUAUAAUUAUCUUUUCGUAUUUAUUACAAACAUUGACCUUAUGACAUCCUAUCUCCGCUCGUGAGUA
Messenger RNA from Anneissia japonica, 2463 nucleotides. RefSeq names its product D(1A) dopamine receptor-like. Gene Ontology annotation, molecular function: G protein-coupled receptor activity. Bases 1129 to 2079 code for a protein of 316 amino acids. Gene Ontology annotation, biological process: G protein-coupled receptor signaling pathway. The record is from RefSeq and is a predicted model, not a curated record. NCBI's taxonomy places the organism in Eukaryota, Metazoa, Echinodermata, Crinoidea, Comatulida, Comatulidae. Gene Ontology annotation, cellular component: membrane. The transcript is spliced from 4 exons.